Messenger RNA from Liolophura sinensis, 5871 nucleotides. RefSeq names its product nardilysin-like. Gene Ontology annotation, biological process: proteolysis. The record is from RefSeq and is a predicted model, not a curated record. Gene Ontology annotation, molecular function: metalloendopeptidase activity; metal ion binding. The coding region runs from base 12 to 3425 and encodes 1137 amino acids. The transcript has 32 exons. NCBI's taxonomy places the organism in Eukaryota, Metazoa, Mollusca, Polyplacophora, Chitonida, Chitonidae.
CAAACGCGUGAAUGGUCUUCCGAAGUUUUUGUAGUUUUAUUUCCCGUUCCCAUUGUUUAGAUGCUGUCAAAAUCCAUAUGAGUAAACAAGGCAAAAAGCAAAGGUUGUCGCCAAAUGCUUCACCGAGAGAUAUUGGGUGCUCUGGUGUAGAAAGGUGGAAUUCAUCAUUAUCCGGCAAUGGACAGCCGCGUAGAAAAGUCCCGUUUCGAACUGUCAAUGAUCUGUCACCCAGCACAAGUUCAGCAAGUUUUAAACUUGACAACGUCAUUUCCAGAACAGAAGACAUCGAUAAAUCUCCCAAUGACCUGAAAAAAUAUAGACAUAUCAAACUUCGAAAUGGGCUCAGAGCCCUGUUAAUAUCUGACCCUAGUGAAGUAGGCUCCAGUAUAACAGUUACAGAGAGCGACAAUUCAAAGGAGAAAGAGGUUGCUGGACUUUCAGAGCUUUCGUUUGGUUCUUCUGAAAGUGAAAGUGAAGAAGAUGCAGAAGAUGAUAAAUCCACUGUUAAAUUGUCAGCAGCUGGUUUGUGUAUUGGGGCAGGAAGUUUCUGUGACCCCGCUGAGGCACCAGGGCUGGCCCACUUUCUUGAACACAUGGUGUUCAUGGGGAGUGACAAGUACCCGGAAGAAAACGCAUAUGAUUCAUUCAUCAAAAAACAUGGUGGAGAUGACAACGCAUCUACAGACUGUGAAAGGACACUGUUUUAUUUUGACAUUCAACAAGAGCACUUCAGACAAGCCUUGGACAUGUUUGCACAGUUCUUCAUACACCCACUGUUAAAAAAGAGCAGUAUUUACCGUGAGAGACAAGCUGUAGAUAGUGAAUUUGAGCAAAGUUUAACAUCUGAUUAUGUAAGAAAGCAACAGUUAAAAGCUCUCAUGGCACACAAGGAUCACCCAAUGGGGAACUUUAUGUGGGGGAACAUGGAAUCCCUGAAGGAAGGCAGCGAGCUUCACGAGCGUUUACAGACAUUCCACAGGGAGAUGUACUCAGCUCAGUACAUGACACUGGCUGUCCAGGCUGAAGAAUCAUUGGAUACUUUAGAAAAAUGGGUAUCAGAAACUUUUUCUGAUAUUCCUAACAAUGGUAAACCACCAAAGACCUUUAAGCACAGAGGGGAGGUGUUUGAUAAGUCUCGAUUCUGUAAACUUUACAAAGUUAUUCCAGUGAAGAGUAUAAAUCAGAUAGAAAUUACAUGGUCGCUGCCUUCACAACUCGACAAUUUUAGGACAAAACCGCUUGGGUAUUUAUCGUUUUUAAUUGGACAUGAAGGAGAAGGAAGUAUUCUGUCUUUCUUGAAGAAAAAGUGUUGGGCAUUAGGUCUGUAUGCCGGGACAGGGGAGUAUGGGUUUGAGCACAACACUGCCACUGCCAUGUUUUCUGUCACCAUAUCCCUAACAGAUGAGGGGUUAGCUAACUAUUAUGAGGUUUUAACCUGUAUAUUCCAAUAUGUGGCCAUGUUGAAAAGAGAAGGACCCCAGAAGCAAAUAUUUGACGAAAUCAAAAGGGUGGAUGAAAUUGAUUUCAUAUGGCAGGAAGAAUGUGACCCCACUGAUAAUGUGGAAGACCUGUGUGCAGAAAUGCAGCUCUAUCCACCUAAACUGUACCUCUGUGGGAGUCACUUACUACUGAACUAUGAACCUUGGACCAUAACAGAGUGCCUUGAAGAAAUGACGCCACGCAAUGCAAAUAUCAUGAUUCUGUCGAAAUCCUUUGAGGACAAGGACAUUUGUAACAAGACAGAGAAGUGGUACAAAACAAAGUACAGUGUUAGCGACAUCAACCCUUAUUGGCUCAAAUCCUGGAACAAUCCAGAGAACAAUCCAAACCUACACUUACCUGGGAGAAAUGAGUUCAUAGCUACUGAUUUUCAGCUAUUGAAAUUGAACCCGGAUGUGCAAAUGACAAAGAAACCUGCUUUGAUCCUUGACAAUGAUCAAGGUCGCCUAUGGUAUAAGCCAAACAAUAAAUUCAGUGUACCAAAAGCAUACAUAUUCUUCCAUUUGAUCACACCCCUGGCCAACCAAACUCCUCAAACGAUGGUGCUGUUUGAUUUGUUCCUGAGGCUGUUGAAGCAGAAUCUGACAGAACUUGCUUAUCCAGCUGACUUGGCACAACUCUGGUACGAGCUAAAAGACUUGGAAACAGGAAUGUCCAUCAGGGUGGGAGGCUUCAACCACAAGUUAGCGAGGUUGUUUGAACUGAUUGUUGACCACAUGGUGGAGUUCAGUGUCAGUCAGGAAAUGUUUGAUGCCGUCAAAGACAAGGCCAGCAGAGAUUAUUACAAUCAUUUCAUCAAACCAGCCAAGCUCGUCACAGACUUGCGAGUUUCCAUCAUUCAGCAGACGCAUUGGUCAGCGGUGGACAAGCGGUCAUUUGUCAAUCAAAUCACUCGUGACAUGCUCAUGUCCUUUGUGGAAGAGUUCAAAACCAAACUGUUCAUUGAGGGACUUGUCAUCGGCAAUAUGACCUCUGAGGAAGCACUGAGGAUAGAGAAGUACUUGUGUAGCAAACUACAGUGUGCGGUCUUACCCAGGAAUGCCAGACCUGAGAUUCGAUGUGUCCAGUUACCUCGUGGAAAGUUCUAUUACUGUCGUGUUGAGAACUUCAACAAGGAAGAUGUGAACUCAUCUGUCACCCACUAUUAUCAGCUUGAACCCACAUCCAUUAAAGCCUCCUGCAUAUGUGAUUUAAUCAGUUCUUGCAUGGAGGAGCCAUGUUUUGACAUCCUGAGGACUAGAGAGCAGCUGGGAUACUCAGUCUGGUGUGCUUCACACUUGACCAAUGGCAUUCUAGGAUUUUCCCUCAAUGUGGAAACACAAAGUUCUAAGUUUAGCUUGAAUGAAGUUGAUGAGAAAAUGAUCAGUUUUGUCCAGGAGUACGGCCGCACACUGAACAGCAUGACCCAGAAAGAGUUCAAGGCUCAGGUAACAGCCUUGGUGGGCCUCAAGAAGAAAGAAGAGACAAAUCUGUUGGAAGAGGCAGAUAAGUACUGGAAUGAGAUUAUCACCCAAAAUUAUGUGUUUGAUCGAAUGGAGAAAGAGAUUGAAGCUGUGUCCAAGAUCUCAAAGUCUGAGUUGUAUACCUGGUACAAGGCAAACCUCCUCAAUCCGGAGCGCUAUAAGAAACUCAGUAUUCAGGUUCAGGGAUGUACGACAAAAACAGACGCCGGGUCCACCUCUGAGCUCCAGCCUUGCGCUCGUCCUCCGCUUCGCCGCCAUUCGUCGUCAUGUAACGGAAUCAAAAUCAGUGACCACAUGGUCGCCAUGAACCAGCAGAGGCAGCAGGACAUAGACUGGGGGGGCAUGUGUGAGCUGGUCUACCUGCCAGUGGGCAAAGUCCCAAUGAAGUACUGUAUCAUGGACAUCCCAGGGUUUAAACGACUUUUACCUGUAUAUCCUGUACACAAAGCUAACACAUGGUAACCAGGAAUCAGGAAUUACAACUGUGGAUAAUCCAACAUCCAUGUGUAUGACGCAUCUCCCUGUUUGAUAUUCAGUGCUGUUUUUGUAAGGUCAACAGAUGAACAUAUUUAUGGAAAAAAUGCUAUAUUUAUUUAUUUUACUCGCUGUGUGUCUCAUAAGAAUUUGUUUUUAAUCCUGAUGAGCAUUUCAAAAAACGUUUCCAGCUUUGUAUAACACAAAAUUUGUUUUGACUCCUUGGGAAUAUAUUAAGAGUGUUUCCAUAUGUGUGUCUCGCAAAAUUUGUUUUGACCCCCUGAUGAACAUUUGAUAAGUGUUCCAACUGUGUGUGUCACAAAAUUUCUGAAAGCUUACAAAUAUUUUUCCGUUGUUUUCAUCUGUAUGUCUGAUUUUUGAAGUUUGCUUCAGUUUCUUGCUUGCUUGCAUAUGUAUUGUAAUAUUUCACUCAAGUGGCAUAAUGUCAUAAUCAUUCAUUCAAUAUUUGAUUUGGCUCUGUGUGAAUUUUUUCAAAUUGUUUCAAACAGUGUACAAUUUUUGUUUUACUUCCGUUGAACUCUUCAGAAAACUUUCCAAAUGUGUGUCGCACAAUAUUUUACUUGACUCCUGAUGAAUAUUUUCCAAUUGUUUUUAACAUUUGCUUGAUGCAUGUAGUGUAGAUCUUCAGAUGGGUUUUCUAUCUUCAGGUGAAAACAUUUCUAAUAAUAUGUCAGAAAAAUAUUUUGUCCUGUAGUUUUAUCAGAAAUAUCCCAUUUGUCUGACAUAAUGGAUGUGUACGUGACCGCCAUAGUUUUACAUUGGUCUGCAAGAUUGGGACAAGCCCAAGUAUGUUUAACAGUUCUGUAUAUGCAAGCUCCUCACAAAUGAUCUCAGUAGUUGGGUGAUACCGCAGAGAACAUGUAUGUCAGCAUAUCAGCACAUUUCAACUGUACACAUGUGACUGUUUGUGUUCAGGGAUAUUUUUUAGGUAAAAACAAAGCUACAGUUAUAGUUCAGAUGCAGUGGGUGUUUUUUUUGCCAUGUUGAAAAGCAUUUUCGUGAAAAUUUAGAUGCAAUAAUCAUAUAGGCAAUAAAACUAUAUUUCAUUGAAAGCCUUACACCCGUAAUAUCAGUGGCCUAUCUCGUCAUUCUUUAUUCGAUCACCCAAUGAUAAACAUUCAUGUAGAUUCAUUCUCUGUUAUAGGUCAACUUGGGGACUUCCCCAUGACAUGAAUCUUUAAAAGUUGUGUCAACCAAUGAAACACAGCUACACAUCACCUGUCAUUUGAAGGAUGUAUACCCAGACUGCGGCAGUAAUGUCCCUGACUAAAAUACCUUUCACACUCACUGCUGGAAACUCAGUGGCAGUGAGUUUAUCCACUUUCUGAAUGGAGGGAAUUUUAUAACAAAAGUAUAAUACUCUUUUAACAGUCAACACAAAAACACAGUGACUUUCCACUCUAAGUCAACGAAUAUACACCCCUAAAAAACUUCCGUUUCAGUUCAAUAUUACAAUGUUGACAUUUCUGUAUUAAUAUCCUUGAUUAUUGAUAAUUCAUUUAGUUGCCCCGCACUCACAUCUGUCAACUUUCAGUUGGAUCACAUGAUGUGAACCAUCUGAUAAUAACUUGUGUAUGGAUUUACCCUCUCCCCCAGGCAUUUCUGACAUUUGAUUGGCUCUUUGAUAACUGGGUCACGAAGCUGUUUUAAUGGAGAAUGGAUCUAUAUUUAUCAUUGGGUGAAAGAAUGAUGAGAUAGGCCACUAAUAUUAUGAGUGUCUGAUUAAGGCUAUCUGUUCCAACAAGUUAAUAGUUGGCCAUACGCAAAAAAGUAAUGCAUUAGAGAAGUUUCGAGAUCCAGCUCUGUUGUCAGUAAAGGUAAAUACAGUCCCACUGUAUCAAAAAUCAAAAAUGUUAAUCCACUUUUGUUGGCAUGAAUUUAUCCAUCACCCAUUUCGUGAAUGCAUAAAUGAUGCCCCUCUCCAUUGAUGUAUUUUUGUGCAGAUACCCAAAAUAACUACUUGUGAAACCAUUUUCACAGGUCAUGGUAAACAUAACCGAACAUGGUGGCCUAACAUUUUGACAGGUCAGAUGGUACAAUAGAAUGGUUUUACCUUAAGCCAGAAAAGAGCAUGAACUGAAAACUUCCUAUUAAGUUAAGAUUAAUGAACCAGUGACAGACUUUCAUGACAUGAAUAGUACGUCAAGACAUACAUAUAGGCUGGCUAUAAAUAUAUUUGACCUAUAUUUUUGUCCAUGACCAAGUUGCUCAUUUUCCCUCAUUCUGAGAGUUCUGUCUGUCUUGGGUGUUUUUGAUGUUUGUAUGGAAGGUAGUGUGACACCUUACUGGCAAAAUAUAAUUUAAAAGAAUAUAAGUUUCAACAACAAAAGUAAUAUACUUUUAAGACUUAAUACUGUUGUAGUGUAUUUAUCAUGUUCACUCAGGUUUAGAAUUUGAAACGUGUCAAGAAUGA